This is a messenger RNA of Capra hircus (goat), 5716 nucleotides long. It is a transcript of the gene FNBP1L, whose product is annotated as formin binding protein 1 like. Gene Ontology annotation, molecular function: protein binding. Lineage: Eukaryota; Metazoa; Chordata; Mammalia; Artiodactyla; Bovidae. The record is from RefSeq and is a predicted model, not a curated record. The coding region runs from base 177 to 2006 and encodes 609 amino acids. Gene Ontology annotation, biological process: signal transduction. The transcript has 16 exons.
GCUCCUCCAGUCGCGUCUUUCUCACUCACUGGGGAACCCGGCGGUGGCGGCACCUUUGGAGGCUGAGCAGCCGAGCCGCGAGCCCGCCAGUGGGAGGUCGGGCAGACUGACGGCAGAGCCGACGGACGGACGGACAGCGGGGCAGCCAGGCGGUUCGAGUCGCCUCAGGAUCCACCAUGAGCUGGGGCACGGAGCUGUGGGAUCAGUUCGACAGCUUAGACAAGCAUACACAAUGGGGAAUUGACUUCUUGGAAAGAUAUGCCAAAUUUGUUAAAGAGAGGAUAGAAAUUGAACAGAACUAUGCGAAACAAUUGAGAAAUCUGGUUAAGAAGUACUGUCCCAAACGUUCCUCCAAAGAUGAAGAGCCAAGGUUUACUUCGUGUAUAGCCUUUUUUAACAUCCUUAACGAGUUAAAUGACUAUGCAGGACAGCGAGAAGUAGUAGCAGAAGAAAUGGCCCACAGAGUUUAUGGUGAAUUAAUGAGAUAUGCUCAUGAUCUGAAAACUGAAAGAAAAAUGCAUCUUCAAGAGGGACGAAAAGCUCAGCAAUACCUCGACAUGUGUUGGAAACAGAUGGAUAAUAGUAAAAAGAAAUUUGAAAGAGAAUGUAGAGAGGCAGAGAAGGCACAACAGAGUUAUGAAAGAUUGGAUAAUGACACUAAUGCAACCAAGGCAGAUGUUGAAAAGGCUAAACAGCAGUUGAAUCUACGUACACAUAUGGCUGAUGAAAAUAAGAACGAAUAUGCUGCACAAUUACAAAACUUUAAUGGAGAACAGCACAAACAUUUCUACGUAGUGAUUCCUCAGAUUUACAAGCAACUGCAAGAAAUGGAUGAACGAAGGACUAUUAAACUGAGUGAGUGUUACAGAGGAUUUGCAGACUCAGAACGGAAAGUUAUUCCUAUCAUUUCAAAGUGUUUGGAAGGAAUGAUUCUUGCAGCAAAAUCAGUUGACGAAAGAAGAGACUCUCAGAUGGUAGUGGACUCCUUUAAGUCCGGAUUUGAACCUCCCGGAGACUUUCCAUUUGAAGAUUAUAGUCAGCAUAUUUAUAGAACCAUUUCUGAUGGGACUAUCAGUGCAUCCAAACAGGAAAGUGGAAAGGUGGAUGCCAAAACCACAGUAGGAAAGGCCAAGGGCAAGUUGUGGCUCUUUGGAAAGAAGCCAAAGCCACAAUCCCCACCCUUAACCCCUACUAGUUUAUUCACAUCCAGUACUCCUAAUGGGUCCCAGUUUCUCACAUUCUCCAUUGAGCCCGUGCAUUAUUGUAUGAAUGAAAUAAAAACAGGGAAGCCCAGAAUUCCUUCUUUCAGAAGUCUCAAAAGAGGGUGGUCGGUGAAGAUGGGCCCAGCACUAGAAGAUUUCAGUCAUCUGCCACCAGAACAGAGACGUAAAAAACUACAGCAGCGCAUUGAUGAACUUAACAGAGAACUACAGAAAGAAUCAGAUCAAAAAGAAGCGCUCAACAAAAUGAAAGAUGUAUAUGAGAAGAAUCCACAAAUGGGGGACCCAGGGAGUUUGCAGCCUAAAUUAGCAGAGACCAUGAAUAAUAUUGAUCGCCUGCGAAUGGAAAUCCACAAGAAUGAGGCUUGGCUCUCUGAAGUUGAAGGCAAAACAGGUGGAAGAGGAGACAGAAGACAUAGCAGUGACAUAAAUCAUCUUGUAACACAGGGACGAGAAAGUCCUGAGGGAAGUUACACCGAUGAUGCAAACCAGGAAGUUCGUGGACCGCCCCAACAGCAUGGCCACCACAGUGAGUUUGAUGAUGAGUUUGAAGAUGAUGAUCCCUUGCCUGCUAUUGGACACUGCAAAGCUAUCUACCCUUUUGAUGGACAUAAUGAAGGCACUCUGGCAAUGAAAGAAGGCGAAGUUCUGUACAUUAUUGAGGAGGACAAGGGUGAUGGAUGGACAAGAGCUCGGAGACAGAAUGGUGAAGAAGGCUACGUUCCCACAUCAUACAUAGAUGUAACUCUAGAGAAAAACAGUAAAGGUGCAGUAACUUACAUCUAAACUAAUUGGCAACUUUGUAACACAUAUGACAUAGGAAUGAUAACAAAAUGCAAACACAGUCAAUGGGUGGGAAAACAUAAGAAAGCUUAAAGGGCAUCCAAGAUUUAUUGUUCACUAUGUGAGCUGAGCGUAGGCUCGAUCUUAGAGAUGUGAACAUUACCACAAGAAGCUGUUCUUGUGACGCUUUACCAUUUGAGUGAUGUUGGUGUGAAGCUUAAUUGAUGCCUUUUGCUCUAUGUUCUGCUUAAGUCUGUGUUAAGGAUUUGUGCUUUUCUGCCAUAUAAAUCAUAGAAUUUGAUCUACUGGGCAGGAAUCCAUAGAUAGAAAGCUCCCUACCCCGUUACACUUUGCUUCAGGAAACACAGUGAUGGUAGUGAACUCAAGUGAAACUGCACUGAAAUGCUUGCUGAUGCCCAGAAGAGUGGUUUGGUAUAGGAGUUUGAAAUUGUAGCUCCAGUUUCUAGGAAAAAGUAAUAAUAAUCCGCUAAUGGAUAAAAUACGAAUGUAAUCAUUUUUGGUUUUGUCCCUGUUCUUAAUUUCGGUUUCCUAAAGGAAGAAGACAGGCAUGUAGCACAUAAUCUAUUUUGUAGUAGGCUAAUUGAGAGAUGCAGAAUAGAUGGGCUUGGUCUUACUCUUAAGUGAACAAAACGGCUUUCUUUUGAGACCCAAGGAUAUUUUCAGGUUUUCUAGUAAUUUUCAGUAAUGUACAAGCUUUCUUCUGAAUUAAUGCUUGUAUUUUUCAUCUUGAAAUGUCUUUUGAGAAAUGUCACUUUAGUGAUACUGCAUUUAGCAGUUAUACAUAGGAAGUGAAGUGAAGUGAAGUCGCUCAGUCAUGUCCGACUCUUUGCAACCCUGUGGACUGUAGCCUACCAGGCUCCAUCCGUGGGAUUUUCCAGGCAAGCAUACUGGAGUAGGUUGCCAUUUCCUUCUCCAGGAGAUCUUCCUGACCCAGGGACUGAACCCGGGUCUCCCACAUUGCAGGCAGAUGCUUUACCCUCUGAGCCACCAGGGAAGCCCAUACAUAGGAAAGUGUAUUCUAAAUAAACUAAGAUAGAUGAAAUCUUGCAUGGUGGGGAAGUACUGGCAAAUUUUGCCUGAAAUAAAAAAUGACUUUUUUUCACUAACUGGGUUGGAGGAAUAUAUCUGUACUGUCAUCGAGGGCAUUUCCUCAUUUUAACUGAAUUGUCAGUUAUUAGGAUAGUUUUUUUUCCAACUAAUUUUAAUAAGCAUUUGUGGGAAGCACUGUACAGUCAAGAUAGGCAGUGCUAGUUGUCUAGGGAAGUAAAGUGAAGAAGCAGUUGAGAGUGGUCUUUAAUUUUGCUCACGUUCCAGCAUUUUUUGGUGUUUUUAAUAGCUGACUAUAAAAUGAUUUUAGAGACAUUUGGGAUGGACGCUUUAAACUGGACAUCCCUUUUGGUCUUACCAAAGGUCUUCAGUAAUUGUUCUUUUCUUUUUCCUCCUGGACUGCAGGUUCCUGAAGAGGGUUUCUGAGGAAAUGGGCAAGAUGUUGAAGGAGGUUACAUGCAGCUGCUUUUGGGGGGGGAGGUGUUAGAAUUGUCAGGCUCAGAGAGAGUGAGAGAAGCAAGUUGCAUGAGUGCAUGCAGACAUGAUUAUUCUUUACUAACUUCAUUAGCAUUUCCAUGUGUUGUUUUAAAAAAUCAUUGUAAUACCAACCCUUAAAUUUGUCAUUUAUAGUUAUUCAUAUAAAGGAAAAAAAGCCAACAGUGGCUAACCUUUUUUUCCAUCUGUUUUACUGAUGUUCAAAUUAAAAAGAAUGCAGAGCUCUUAUUAAAUUUGACUGUCCUAACAGGACUAUCCGUCCGAGCUCUGUUUUAAUUGGCUUUUAGACCCAUUGUCUGUCAGAAUCCUUGCCAUUUGUCAGUGUCUGCCUGCGCCACCUCUGUGCUUGCUUAACAUCCUGUUGCAUGUCUAGAGUGAUCGGGUUUAGAUUUUUAGGCAUGUCUUGAUAAUCCCUUGUUCUUGUCAAAGCCUUUGUUUUGUUUUACAUUUGUAGUGCAAAUCACUGUCAAACAUCUCCAGCACUAAUGUUUCCAUCCUAGUAUUUGUGUACGCUGCUAUAAUGUCCCCACUACAGAACAUUCCAGUUUUGGCAUUAUGAAGAAGUAGUUUGUGAACCUGAAGUAUUUAUGAUCAGAAAAAGAAAACAUCUCUGCUCUAGCCUACAGCCCAGUUGAAAGAACUCUUUGAAACAUGAUCGAUCUUCAGCCCCUCAGUCUGGGAAGAAUCUAUAGUCAGCAAUGAAAUCCUGGCAUAAUAAACACAGAAGAUACUCAUCGCCUCAAGACAAAGGACUGUUGUCAGAAGUCAGCUGCUUCCAUUCAAAUGCUGCCUUAAACUAGAGUGCCUAAAUCUGUUGAUUGCCAACUCUACCACUACAGUAUCCCACAAAGGGCUUCAUGUGUCAGCUCAGUGUGACCUCCUUUAACUUGGCAGUGCUGCUGCAGCUGCCGUACAACCUCCACUGGGGGCUUUUAGAGCUCUGCCACGUUCGAUGGUGCAUCUUCAAAUUUACACAUCAAACUAGAGACAUGUCCGAGUCCAUUUUACUUUACUCAGUGUUUUCAAUGAGAAGUUUUAUGGACCUUUCCCCUCAUUGUCUUCUGAUUUGGGGUUACCUACAGUGAUAGUCUGUUUCCAAGUGAUGAUUUUAUUUGAACUGGAUAAAAUAUAGUGAAACUUUGUAAUGAUCUAUGUGCACUUUUACUUGUAAAAUGGGAGUUUCUGUAUGUUUAUACUUGUAUAUAUAAUUGUCAUCAGUGCCCCUAUUGCUCAUGUUGUCCUGCCUUGCAUUUGUGAUUCUGUUAAUGACUUGUAUCUUAACUGAUUUCUUGGUGGCAUUUAAUAGGGAGGUGGGUGGGGGAGGGGGGAAUAUUUGUAACAUGGAAGAUUGAUUAAUUUGAUUCUUUACUGUUUUGAGGGAGGAAAGAAAACGUGAAAUGGUCUAUGUAUUGUUGGAUUUCAAGCAAUAUUUUAGAAGCUGUGUGACUGCUUUAAUAAUUUUCCCCAGUGUUAUUUGAAUUGUACUACCAGUUAUAUUAAUACUAAAGCUGGGUGACAGUUGUGUGAAAGUGGAUGCCAUUAUAAAAUCAAGUAUGCCCCUAUUACACAGCUGACAUACAGUGUAUUACCUUUAAGGCUAGUAAACUAUGAAGUUUUAGAUUUUAAAUCUUGUUACAGGGUUAUUUAUAUAAUGUGACAUUAUUCAGUACUGACAGACUACAUAAAGUAGUUUUAAAAUCCAGUGCUAUUUUUAUUUUCAAGGUUAGCAAUGAAGAGGAAAUGUGAUCUGGCUGUGUUUGUCUUCUGUGCAAAGCCUGAAGUGCUUGUGUUUUUUUGGCUAAUAGCCACAGAGGGCAAAGUUUAAGGCUUUCUUGUGAGGACUAACUGUUCUUUUCAAGCUACUGUUUGUUUUUCUUAAAGCAGGAUUUGCUUCCGUAGGAGGCAAAUUCCUUCAUGUGGAAUAGUGCAACCUGUAUAUGGAUUAUUACAAUAAGGAAGACAUUUGUACUUGCACAGUUUAAAUCAUUCUUAAAUUUGAACAUGUGAAUUGUCCAAAAGAAAUCUUUAAUUUUUCAGUAAUUUUUACUCUUUCUGUGCACAUGUUGAUUUCUUAAUGUAAAUGCUUUGUUUAAGAUAGUGUUCUCUGUUGAGAAUAUUUUCAUGGAAUAAAAUAAUCUUUUCAUGGUCCA